CUCCUGUCAACAUCGACGCAGCACCACGAGCACUGCACCUCCUUCCAGCUGUAUACACUUUCUUCUUAGUCUCACCCGCUAUACAAUGCCAAAGAAGCGCCCUCCAACGUCUGGAUAUGCACGCAUCGCGCAAGCCGAAGAAGAUGAAGAUGACGACGUCGUUGAUUCCGACGAAGAAGACCCCUACCGCACCCAAGCGUCGAUCUCGAACAGCAACAGCUCGCAUUAUGCGCCUAUACAGCCAAAACGGCAGCAACACCGCAUGCAAGGCUCAGGUCCUGCUUCACCAUCUUACAGACGAGGUCCGGCUAUCGGGCGCCAGCGCAGCAACUCUGGUGUAGAUAUUAAGGCGAUCAAUGCUCGCCUCGAGAGGUGGGCUGACGAGAUAGCUCAGAAGUUCAAGAUCAGACGGAUCAAAGGGAAGUCAGAAGAAGAAGAGCAGCUGGAGAUCCAUUACUCAGUCUUCCAAGCUCCCGAUUGGAUACGUCCGGUCACGGCGGAGGCCCUACUACAAGACGAACAGCCUGACCCUGAGCGACUGACACGGGUACAAUUUGAAGAGGUCGUGGAAAGUGUCCGCACAGCUAUCGAGCUUGGUGUACACCCAAAGCUCAUCUCACAGGGCAGUUCUGGGAGCUACUUCGCACGCAAUGCUCAGGGCAAGGUCGUUGGAGUCUUCAAACCUAAAGACGAGGAGCCAUACGCCUCGAAGAACCCUAAAUGGACGAAGUGGAUACAUCGCAACCUUUUCCCAUUCUUCUUUGGGCGGGCAUGUCUCAUUCCUAACCUCUCAUAUGUAUCAGAAGCAGCAGCCUAUGUUCUCGACACGCAACUUCGCACCAAUAUCGUACCUUACACCGAUAUUGUCUCCCUCUCCUCUAAAUCCUUCCACUAUGACUUCUGGGACCGCCGGGCAUACUACCGGAAGAAGAAGGCAUUUCCUGCAAAAGUUGGCAGUUUCCAGGCCUUCCUAAAGGGCUAUAAAGACGCUACUCUAUUCUUGAAAGAGCAUCCGUGGCCUGACCAACAGAGCUCCGGGUUACGAACUAAUGCGCGAAAGACUAAUAAACGGAGAUGGGCUGAGGAAUGUAGACCAGGAGGUUCGCGAUCUGAUGACGAAGACGAGGAUGAAGUGACUGGUGUGCCCUCAGAUUCAGUGGAAGAGAAUCAGCGGCGACGCGUUUUCUGGACCGACAAGCUACAACAGUCCUUCAGAGAGCAACUUGAACGACUAGUGAUCCUGGAUUAUAUCAUGCGGAACACCGACCGAGGGUUGGACAAUUGGAUGAUCAGGAUUGACCGUCAUACUGAAGAAGCAAGCAUUGUCGCAGAGCCUCCCAAAGGAAAUGGGGAGGUGCGGGAGACCUCUCCCGGUCUCGACACCCGAAACCAUGCGUCAUCCACGACCGAUCCAUACACUCGAAGAGAACGCAUGACGGUACCAAGUAGAAGCAGAACUCCUGGCACUGGAAAGGCUGAGGAGCUGACUGUAUCGCUUGGUGCAAUUGACAACAGCCUUUCUUGGCCAUGGAAACAUCCCGAUGCGUGGCGAAGUUACCCAUUUGGGUGGCUAUUCUUACCUGUUUCGCUUAUCGGACAGCCUUUCUCUGAAGCUACACGAAGGCAUUUUCUCCCUCUUUUGACCUCGAAGCAGUGGUGGAGUGAAACGCAGCUUGCGCUGCGCCGUUGUUUUUCGCAAGAUGACGAUUUCAAGGAGAGGAUGUAUGCACGUCAAAUCGCUGUCGUUAAAGGCCAAGCUUGGAACGUUGUUGAAACGCUCAAAACACCGGAUCAUGGACCACUUGAGCUCACGCGUAGAGCUAGAGUCCAUGUUUGGGACGAUCUUGUCGAUAUUCCGGUUGCCGUACCCCUGCGUGUGCCAUCUGCUGAGAUGAGACGUCGAGCAGAAGAAGAGGCCGGUGAAUCGGGAAGCGAGGCUGACAUUGGUGCGGUCGGCGCAUCUGCUCCACCCGCGCAGGACUUGUUGGGGCUGAGUUCACCGACUGCUGAAGGUGGAAAUCCUUUCAACGUGUCGAGACAGUCUAGCUCGAUGGACAUUCGAAGAAGCGAAGAUCAGCGACGUAACCCUCUGUCAUCAUCGAGCGUCCAGAUGGUCGUGCCACAGCCCAAGCGCAAUCAGACAUUCCAAGGACAUUCACGAACUCGUAUGAGCUACGAAGGACCACGAAGAGGGCCUGCAUUGGGAAGCAGUCGACAUCAAAGACGAUUUUCAUUUUCAACUCGUCGCACGGCACAGCCGCCGUAUCUGGAGACAGAUGACAAUGUGGAGGGAGACCUUGGAUAUGCAGCAACAGAGGAUCGAGAAGCCAAUCAACGGCGAGUGAUAGUGGAGCGCCUGGAGACGGUGAAGAGCAAAAACCCAGUGUUCACGUGGUGUUGAAGUGGUCUCUAGUGAUCACACCUUGUCUCGACGCGAGAUCUGUACAACACGGCAAUCUGCAUUCAGCAUUGCGAGGCGUUUUGGAUAGACAGGCCUAAUCUGGGUACAUUGUAGAAAUAGAUGUGUGGGCUAGUGCGGCGACGGGACCAUGAUGCUCACGUGGAGCAUAUGACAAACAUUAGAUCAGAUGGCGGACAAAGAAAUGAAUAGGCACCAUUUCUCUCCGUGGACACUGAGACAGGAGUAUAACAGACAAGAGAGCCUCGGGAACUAUGCAGUCUCCGCUGGGUCACGAGAUGCCUGCUUCCCACCUGUGAUUGGCUGCGUCAUCUGGGGGGCCGCCACACCACUAGCCAUCGACACCGAC
Messenger RNA from Pseudovirgaria hyperparasitica, 2768 nucleotides. RefSeq lists its product as uncharacterized. Gene Ontology annotation, molecular function: 1-phosphatidylinositol 4-kinase activity. The coding region runs from base 86 to 2401 and encodes 771 amino acids. The transcript is spliced from 2 exons. Gene Ontology annotation, biological process: phosphatidylinositol phosphate biosynthetic process; Golgi organization; endosome organization. The record is from RefSeq and is a predicted model, not a curated record. Gene Ontology annotation, cellular component: lysosomal membrane; trans-Golgi network; fungal-type vacuole membrane. NCBI's taxonomy places the organism in Eukaryota, Fungi, Ascomycota, Dothideomycetes, Acrospermales, Acrospermaceae.